UGAAUGGGGAUGAUCCGAAACGUCGGCAGCUAACAUGUGAACUAGUUAUUGUAGUUUCUUGGUUUCACCCUUUCGUCUCUCAGCUGAGGAACCCGCAAAAUGGAGCAUUCUGCCAUAAAAUGAAAUAGGGAUGUCAUUUUGACGGAAUUGAAUCGGAAAUAUCUAGUUUCUCUGUCUUAAAUCAAUCAACUCCCUUGAUUUUCUGCUAUGCCAAGUGAUAUAUCGUGAAAAUCAUGCACAAAUACCGGAUUUUAGGCAAGAAAGGUGAGGGCACUUUCUCAGAAGUGCUCAAGUGCCAGCAUAUACAGGAUGGAACCUACUAUGCCUGUAAGAAAAUGAAGCAAAACUACCAAAGUUUAGAGCAAGUGAACAAUCUCAGAGAAAUUCAAGCCAUGAAGAGAUUAAGUCCUCAUGCCAACAUUUUAGAACUCAAAGAAGUAAUCUUUGAUAGAAAAACUGGAAACCUGUCAUUAGUGUGUGAGCUUAUGGACAUGAACAUCUAUGAAUUAAUACGAGGGAGAAGACACUACUUACCUCAAGAGAAAGUGAAAAACUACAUCUACCAAUUAAUCAAGGCGUUAGAACAUAUGCAUCGGAAUGGAAUAUUUCACAGAGAUGUAAAACCAGAGAAUAUUCUAAUUAGGGAUGAUCAUUUAAAGUUAGCAGAUUUUGGUUCAUGUAGAAGUGUCUAUUCUAAGCAGCCAUUCACAGAGUAUAUCUCAACAAGAUGGUAUCGUGCUCCUGAGUGCUUACUCACCGAUGGCUACUACUCAUAUCAAAUGGACAUGUGGAGUGUAGGUUGUGUCUUCUUUGAAAUACUCAGUUUACAUCCGUUAUUCCCUGGUGCCAAUGAAGUCGACCAGAUUGCCAAAAUCCAUGAUGUAAUGGGCACACCUGAUGCUACUGUACUCAACAAAUUUAGAAAUAAAGCGAGAGGCAUAAACUACAACUUCCCUUCCAAGAAGGGUUCGGGUAUAGAGAAGUUGUUACCCAAUGCCACGAAGCAGACCCUAGAAAUAAUCAACAAACUUUGUACCUAUGAUCCAGAUGAAAGGAUAACGGCAAAGCAGGUUAUCAGACAUGCCUUCUUCAAAGAUCUCAGGGAUGCAGACAAGAGAAAACAGCAUGCGGAGAAGAAGAAGAUGUCACUCGGUGACCAGGGGUCAGUCAUAUCAGAAGACACUGCUAAGGAGAGUCAUGUGGAGGGCAAAGAUGGUGACAAUGAAAACCACAAAACACUUAGAAAAGCAAAGAGGAAAAGUAAGCUUCAUGAAAGUGAGAACUUUACCAGUACCUUACUGCCCAAGGUUCAAAACAGCAAGGUCAGUCACAGUAUCAGUAACUACCCAACGCAGACGUUCGGAACUACCAGCUUUCCCAAGCUACACACCAACAACAGACACCAACAGAGUAUGCUGCCUAGUAUAGCCAAUACACACUACAAUAAACAUCAUCAUACAACAAAGGCAUUCCAACCUGCAGCAUCAAAGAAUGUAUAUGGACACUUUCAACUGCCAUCAAUACAAAAGAGCAAGGAAGCUCAGUUCUGAUAAAGUGUAAUACCCAAGAGCUACAGACUCUUCACCAAAACAAACAGAACCAAGUGCCUUUCCUUAGCAAUUGUGUUGCAUACAAUGAUUUUGAUAUCAAGAUCAUAUGGAAAGGUGUGGAUUUGCUGCCUAUUGCGCAUGGAGUUGACAGAUGAGGAAGGACUAGUACAUCAUAUCUGUGGGAUUAAGUAGAUGUUAAUAUAGUGCAACAUGAUGGAAUGACACUAGCCCAUCCCACCGCUGCCACAAGGAUAUUCUGUCUCUGCCACCAAUUUGGAAGUUGGGUGUAAGAAGUGAAAAUUGGACAUUAGGUGCAGUGAGGUGCUAUGCUCCAACAGGGAGGUAUUAUCAUAUCCAGCUGUUGCCACCAUCAUAUCCUACGAGGACUGCCAUGAUGGAAGAUGCAAGUAGGAGGUGAAUAUUGGACCAUAGGUGCAGUGAGCUGCUUUGCUCCAGCAGGAUGGAUCAUAUCCCACUGCUGCCAUACAAUAUCCUAGUGUUGCCACCAUUUUGGAAAGUAUGUAUGAAAUAUUGGGCAGUAGUUGAUGUGAGCUGUUUUGCUACAACAGGGAGAAUGAAUGAUCCUACCCAACUGCUGCCACCAGAUUAUACUUCUGCUGCUACUAUGUUGGAAGAAACAUUGUAUAAUGGUUAUAUCCCAAUGCUGCCACCAUGUUCAAGAAAGGUAGUAGACAAGGGAUAGUGUGCAUCAUGUUGACAAAAAAUCAUGCCUAUGAACAAAGUCAUCAAUCUACCUCAUGGAGAUGAAGCCCCCUAGGAUAGGAAGGUUCAAUGUCACCCCAUUUUGAUUCGAAAGGACUUAAGUCAUUGUUGUUGAAGACGUUUCUGUUGAUAAAUCCUAUAUUAAUGGAGAUAUCAUUUUCAAUCAAUGAAUGUCAAAUAAAAAUGAAGGAUUAAAAUU
Messenger RNA from Lytechinus variegatus (green sea urchin), 2472 nucleotides. It is a transcript of the gene mok, whose product is annotated as MAPK/MAK/MRK overlapping kinase-like. Gene Ontology annotation, cellular component: nucleus; cytoplasm. Gene Ontology annotation, molecular function: protein serine/threonine kinase activity; ATP binding. The record is from RefSeq and is a predicted model, not a curated record. The coding region runs from base 234 to 1550 and encodes 438 amino acids. The transcript has 13 exons. Gene Ontology annotation, biological process: intracellular signal transduction; protein phosphorylation. Lineage: Eukaryota; Metazoa; Echinodermata; Echinoidea; Temnopleuroida; Toxopneustidae.